UAUUGGAUUUGGGACAAGGUUGCAGCCCCCGCAGCCGCGGCUGCACCAAACACCCCAUGAGAUAGCAGCCAGAGAAAAGCCGAGACUAUCACCCGGCAACGGCACGGACUUUCAACGUUUACCGGGAUUCUACGUCACCCAACCAUGACUUUAAUAUGAAACGCAGACCAAGACUCCAACAGUGCUUCUGAGCAAGUAGAGAGAGAGAGAUGGCAACGAUGGAGGUGGUGCACAGGAGUGUCAAGACGAAUGGGAUAGAGAUGCACAUAGCGGAGCAAGGGAGCGGGCCACUGGUUCUGUUUCUUCAUGGUUUUCCUGAGCUCUGGUUUUCAUGGCGACACCAGAUGGCAUUCAUGGCGAGGCAUGGGUACAGAGCAGUGGCUCCUGACCUUCGAGGCUAUGGCGACACCGAAGCCCCGCCUCUGCCGUACACGUCUUACACGGUGUUCCACAUUGUCGGAGACAUUGUCGGCCUUCUUGAUACUCUAGGAGAGGCGCAGGCUUUUGUGGUUGGACAUGACUGGGGUGCGCUGAUAGCUUGGCACCUCUGUUUGCUCAGGCCCGACAAGGUCAAGGCUCUCGUCAAUUUGGGCGUCCCCUUUUGGCCUCGCUCGCCGCUUCGCAAACCCGUUGAGUCCAUGGCUCGAGCCUAUGGCGAUGGGUUCUACAUCAACCAGUUUCAGGAGCCUGGAAGAGCUGAAAAGGCAUUUGCCUGCUAUGAUGCUUUGACAAUUAUGAAGAAGUUUUUGCUGAUCAACAAGCAGGAUCUAUUGAUUGCUCCGCCUGGGCAGGAGGUCAUUGAUUCUUUGGAAAUUCCAUCAUCACUACCACCUUGGAUUACUGAAGAAGAACUGCAAUAUUUUGCCUCCAAAUUCCAGAAAUCGGGGUUCACGGGGCCUCUGAACUACUAUCGAGCGAUGGAUCUGAAUUGGGAGCUUAUGGCGCCAUGGCAAGGGGCAAAAAUCAGUGUCCCCACAAAAUUUAUAGUAGGUAAUGAAGACAUUGGGUUUCAAUCUUUUGGGACAAAGUAUUACGUCAUUGGGCCUACAUUCAAGGAGUACGUACCAAAUCUUGAAGUCAUGAUAAUUGAGGGGCACCACUUUAUACAGCAAGAGAAGGCCAAACAAGUGAAUGAUGAGAUACUCUCCUUCUUUGGAAACCGUUCAGCUCUGUAACCCAUCCCACAAAAAAUGCACUAGCAACACCUUUCCACCAAUCUCAUGAGCAAGGGUUAGAGUUUCUCUUUCCUUGUUUUCCUUUUCUUCUUUGAUGGCUCAAGUUGCUAAAUAAGUUUCUUUUGCUUCACAACAAUAUGAAUGAAACAGUCCUGUUUAUGAUGUCCUGUAUAUGAAGGACCUGAGUGAGCUAUCAAGUAUCAAAAUGUCUAUUGAGUCUCUUUGAAAGCAUGUGAAUAGUAAUUAUUCUCUUGAUUGUAUUAUAAAUAAGUCUUGUAUGGGUGC
Messenger RNA from Amborella trichopoda, 1460 nucleotides. RefSeq names its product epoxide hydrolase 1. The record is from RefSeq and is a predicted model, not a curated record. Gene Ontology annotation, molecular function: catalytic activity. Lineage: Eukaryota; Viridiplantae; Streptophyta; Magnoliopsida; Amborellales; Amborellaceae.